CUGAAUCUCUAGCGGGCGACUAACCUCCACCGGAGUAAACAGAUUGAGGCCCUAUGAACAAAACCUCCACUACCGAAGUGAAUUCGGUACAGAAUAGUGAGUUGGCUCCUCGACUAAAGUCACCAACUCCCUACCUUCAAUCAAGGAUGCUCUAUCAACCUAGGCAGAUAUUCUCAUUCUAGGUUAAAGCAGAAACAACAGGAAUUUGAUCAGGAUUCAUUCCAUUCAAUCAAUCAAACCUCAAUUGAAUAUAAUCAAAUCAUAGAAUCAGUACUUGGGUUCAUACAAUCAAAGCCUAACAUACAAAUCUAGGGUUCUCCAUACCCAGAUGAAUGGGAGAACUACUCCAUGGAGAAAGAAGCAAAAGCAGAAUCAGACGCGGAAUUCAUACUGUGAAGGAUGGAUUCCUGCUCCUGGACGUUGAUUGGCACUUCUCCAAGCUCAAACUGGCCUCCGAUGGUGAUGAAGAUCAAGCUAGGGCACUUGGAGACUCUUGUUCGUCGCUUUCUCUCUCUAGGAAUCGCUCUAUCUCUCUCAAAACUCGAAUCCCCUUCUCUUUGGCUGAAAAUCUGCUUAAAAGGGCAUCAGUGGCCAAAGCACGGUCGAGGGCACGGCCGUGUAAUGCCUCAGCCCGCCCGUGCUUUGGCUAGGGUUAAUUACACGGAUUGUGUUGGGAGAAACACGGCCGUGCUUUUGAGAGGACACGGCCGUGCUUUGGUGGACACGGCCGUGCUUUCAGCCCGUGUUUGCAGCUUGAAUUUGCCAAACUCAAUUAGCUCUCGGCAGUAAAAGCACGGCCACAGAACACGGCCGUGUUCUGCUUUAGGUGUGCCCGUGUUUUGGCUCCAGCUCGACGAAAUGACUUCCGAAUGCCCCGAAACUCGUGCUUAGCCUUUCCUUUGACGCCUGGGACCUGAAAUAUGACAAAAUAGCACAACCCGGCGUAAAAUAGGCAAAAAAUACACGACUAUGCCCCUCGAACGGAUAAGAACUAGGGGCGCAAAUAUGUGCAAUUACAUCGUUAUCAAUGAGACCCACUCAUUCUAGCCCCAUCCCACAUACACACAGCCGUAGUAUCCGCAAUGGGACUCUGGUGGUGUAAUAUUUGGAUGGAAAACCGCAGUGUGGGAUCUACCGGUAAGUUUAUCCACUCCUCAUAUUGCUGGUUAAAUUGACGCAUCAGGGCAGGGAUCCCAAACUGUCUACCCUCGAAGACAACCCAGUUACGAGACCGCCAGUUCCUCCAAAGGAUGGCAACAACCGCCAUGAAGAGAGGAGGUUGGUCAACUUUUUUAGAAAGAGCGGGAAUGUAUGCCGAGGCAAACCUUGACCAAGAUACUCCAGGCCCGAAUAAUCCCAAAGGGCUCGCGCCACUGGGCAGUAUAAAAACAAGUGUUCCAUUGUUUUAGAUUCAGCCCAACAAACCGGGCAUCUAGGGAGCACCAGAACAUCCUUAUAUCUUAGGGCUUCAGUAGUUGGCAGGAUUCGGUGGAAUAUUUGCCAUAGAAAAACUUUUAAUUUGGGCAGAAUAUCAGCCUCCCAUAAUCGAAUCCAACUGACUUUAUCCAUCCAACUGACCAUAGACUUCCAACGCUCCCUUUGUUGGUCAAGAGAGACAGUAAGAUGGUAAGCCAAUUUAACUGUGAAAAUGCCAUCAACUGUGUUAUGCCAAAUCAGUCGAUCCUCCACAUCCUGACGAGGCAGUGGAAUAGCUUUGAUAGCACAACAAGUAGACGGGUCAAACCAUUGCUGAAGUGUUGUGCUAUGCCAAACCAUUCGCCUUGACACAUCACCUCAGCAACCUUCGGGUCACCCCCUUCCGGCAACACUUGAGGGUUAAACACGAGGGGCCAAGGAUGUGAUCGAGGAACCCAAUUGGAAUGAAGAAGAGAAGCAGUCUGACCAUUACCAAUUUGCCAUCGUAACCCCAUCUCCAACAACUUCAGACCGUAUAAGAUACUUUAUCAACCCCACGAAGGGCGAGAAUGAGCUAUAGCAAUGAGGAAGGUACCAUUAGGAAAGUACUUUCCUUUAUACACCUGGGCUAAAAGGGAAUGAGGUUCAUUGAGGAUACGCCAACCGAUUUCGGCUAACAAUGCUUGAUUGAAAUGUUGAAAUCGACGAAAUGCCAUUCCCCCAUCAUGUUUACUUCUGCACAUAAUACACCAGGAUAUCCACCUAAUCCUUAACUGACCCUCAGCAGCACCCCACCAGAAGCGGGCAUUGUGUUUGUCAAAGAGUCGGCACAGAGACAGAGGAAGCUUAAAACAUGACAUAACAUGCAAAGGCAACGCUAAAGCAAUUGACUUAAUCAAGGUUUCCUUAGCUGCCCAAGAUAAUGUCCUCUGUUUCCUCUACGGAGUCGCUCAAUCAACUUUUCUUCCAAAUAUCGAAAAGUAGCCAUUUUAGAGCGACCAAUAAGCGUUGGGAGUCCCAAAUACUUGUCAUUCACCCCCACCGCACCGAACCCCAGUAUCUGAGCCAAGAAUUCUUGGUCUGGCAAAGCAAUAUUUUUGCUAAAGCAAACUGCCGAUUUAGCCAAAUUCACCCUCUGUCCACUGAGUUCCUCAUAGUCAUUCAAUACCUCAAUUAAAUUCUCACAUUCCUGAAGAGAUCCACGUAGGAAUAUAUAAGAAUCAUUUGC
Linum trigynum is the source of this 2644-nucleotide messenger RNA. The record is from the annotation of a GenBank genome assembly. NCBI's taxonomy places the organism in Eukaryota, Viridiplantae, Streptophyta, Magnoliopsida, Malpighiales, Linaceae.